Baudoinia panamericana UAMH 10762 is the source of this 1500-nucleotide messenger RNA. RefSeq lists its product as uncharacterized. NCBI's taxonomy places the organism in Eukaryota, Fungi, Ascomycota, Dothideomycetes, Mycosphaerellales, Teratosphaeriaceae. The record is from RefSeq and is a predicted model, not a curated record. Bases 1 to 1500 code for a protein of 499 amino acids. The transcript has a single exon.
AUGUCGACCGUCAUCGUGCCCUCCGAAUGGUGCGUCAAAUCCACGUUGACGGACAAGCAGGCCAAGGCCGAAACCAUCAUGCUGGACGUGCCUCCAUCCAAGCACACGCCGCAGCUGAAGCUCUCCAAGUGUCACCUCAUCGUGCGUCUGCCCCUUCACCAUCUUUCCUCCCCCUACCAUCUUUCCUUUCCCCCCAUCUUUCCUUCCCCCUUCUCGGCAAGCCAUCUGAUGCGUUGCAUUGCAUUGCAGAUCUUCGUCAACCUCAAGCUCGGCGCCCUCACCAAGCAGGCCGACGCCAGUGACGGCUGCCCGGGCGUGCUCGUCUGGUCCGACGAAGCCAAAGGCCGCGUGCUAGCCGGCUGCGCCCACCUCGGCAUCUCCAAGUCCCUUCGUCCCGACGUCCCGACGGCGCGCAGGCUAGCGGACCUGGUCGGCAUCCCCACCAUCUACGGCCCCUUCGUCUACCGCACCUGCCUCGAGCGCACCCUCGCCUUCAUCGACAAUAACAUCCACCCCGGCACCAUCCCCAACGCGUUUGGCAUCGAUGCGAGCAAGCGCGUCGUGUGGAAGGCGCACACUGCGUACUGGGUGCAGAAGGGCGGCGUCAAGUUGGCUUCGUGGGAGGUGAUGGUCGCCCAGGAGUCCGACGACCUGCGUGCGUACCACGAGCCGGCGGCGGGUGCGGCGGCGGCGAAGAAGCUCGGGUACAAGCGCAUUGUGGAUGGCGCGCUGGGUCAGGUGGCGGUGGCCGGGGUUUGGGAUCAUGUCGGGGCGCUUGAGGUGGAGAGUUCGGUGGAGAGUAAGAGUUCGGUUGGGGGGAAGAGCUUGGUGGGGAUGGAGAGUUCGGUGGAGAGUACGGCGGAGACGGAGAGUACGGCGGAGAGUGAGUAUGAGGAGGAGAAGGACGUGGAGAAUGCGCAUAAGAAGGAGGCGAAGCAGGCGAAGGCCAAGCAGACGAAGGCGAAGAAGGCGAAGGCGAAGCAAGCCAUGGCGAAGGCGAAGCAAGUCAUGGCGAAGCCGGUCAAGGCGAAGCAGGUCAAGGCAAAGCAGGUCAAGCAGAACUCGACCAAGAACGUUACGGCGGGGAAGAAAGGGUCUGGCAAGGCUAAGACCAUCCUGGAGGAGAGUUCGGCGGAGAGUUCGGCGGAGAGUACGGCGGAGAGUUCGGAGGGCGAGGAGGAGAGCUCGAAGGAGAGUGAGGCCGAGAAUGCGCGUCAGAAGCCGGCAAAGCAGAAGUCGAGCAAGAUCAUUACGGCGGCCAAGAAGAAGGAUUCGUCCGUAGCCAAGAUCCAGGCGACCACCGGCAAAGGCGGGAAGGAUGAGCUCUACCAGCAACUCCACGACCUCUACCACGCCCUGACGAGCCGCGUCGGGCAGCACGACCAGAUGGUCGACCUCAACACCGACAAGAUCGCCACCCAGGCCAAGCUCACCGAUGACACCAUCGCCCUCCUGUACGAGUUGCAGGCCAAGGUGAAGGCGGAGAAGGGGGUCUUGUAA